CCGUCUCUCGCUGUUCCUUCGUCGUCGUCGUCGACUGCCGACUCUUUCUUUCGCGUCUCACGUUCCGUCUGUCGUUGCCGCGUCACUCGUAGUCGUCAAUGGCACCACAACAGCAAGGCCAGCAGGGAGGAGGCCAGCAGGGAGGAGGUCAACAAGGCGGGCAGCAGGGCGGGCAGCAGGCAACACAACAACAGUCGCAAUCCAACUCGCAAUCCAACUCGCAGAGCAGCUCCUCUGUUCUGUCCAUCCCCCAAUCCGCGCCCGCCGGCGGCAUCACCAUCACCAAGCCCCCCCAAACCGCCACCUCCUACUUCAAGCUCGCUGAGAACAACCUCAUCACGUUCGCCUGGAACUUCACCUACGUCCUCGCGACGCCGACGCACCUCACCGUCUCUGCCGUUGGCGAGAACGGCAACACCUACCCCGUUGGCCCGACAAACGGGAUCAUCCCCGGCACGGCCACGAGUGUCGUGUGGGACCCGUGGGCGUGGAACCAGAUGCCCGGGGUGACGCCGCUCACGCAGGGGACAUAUACGCUCAACGUGUGGGACGACCGUGGCCCGGGGAGCGCGCGGCAGCCGGGGUUCAUGGCGCCGAACAGCGCGCUGCAGUUUGCGCUGUACACCCCGCAGUCGUAUACGCCGCUCAGUAGUGGUUGGCAAUGCGUCGGAUGUUCAGGGUCGUUAUCGACGUACACCGCUCACCCUGCUUUCGCGGGGCUUAUAACAACGCUCGUGAUCAUGUUCCUAUCAGGUUACAGCCUAGUACGGCAGGCCAUGCAUUAGCUUCGCGUGCUAGGUGACCUGGACAUCGGACAUUGUAUGCCUUCGAGGGCUGCACAGACGGAAGAGUCGGACAGAGCCUCUGCACUUCAUGACAUAUCACGCGCUACGCUCCAUCCCGCAUCUCUUCUUUUUGCAUCUCCUUUCGUUUGUUUUCACGAACUGCAUGGACAGAUCCAGACUCGAGGACUAAUAGUUAGUAGGCUAGGCAUUCUUUCUGCGCUGUGUGAGUAGUAUAGUACUGUGCGUCGGUGGGUAAUGGAUAGCUGCGGCUUCGUGGCCGCAGGUUUGUCGG
This is a messenger RNA of Gloeophyllum trabeum ATCC 11539, 1077 nucleotides long. RefSeq lists its product as uncharacterized. The record is from RefSeq and is a predicted model, not a curated record. The transcript is spliced from 2 exons. Lineage: Eukaryota; Fungi; Basidiomycota; Agaricomycetes; Gloeophyllales; Gloeophyllaceae. Bases 99 to 785 code for a protein of 228 amino acids.